Elaeis guineensis (African oil palm) is the source of this 2069-nucleotide messenger RNA. The record is from RefSeq and is a predicted model, not a curated record. NCBI's taxonomy places the organism in Eukaryota, Viridiplantae, Streptophyta, Magnoliopsida, Arecales, Arecaceae.
CGCCUCCUGCCUUCUCCCUCCCGCCCGUUGCCGCUCUUGUAUCUCUCUCGGCGGACGGCUUCUUUUACCCUCUCCUCCACAAAUUCUUCGUUUCCGAUCGAUCCUACGGUUUUCCCUUUUGUUCUCGUCGAUCGAUCACGGCUUUCGGAGAUGCUGAGGUCCCGCCGGAGCCACCACCAGCUCCACCAGAACCCUCACAGGCGCCGAACCGCCGGCGUCGGCGCCGCGGUGUCCCUCGCCCCGCCGCCGGGGUCCAGGGACAAGUUCAUGUCCUUGGACAGCCGCGAGCCGGAGGAGCGAGCUGGGCGGUCGGAGGAGUCUUCCAAGUCGUCAGCGAGCUCCUCGUCUUCUUCGGGCUCUAUGGCAGCUCCUUCGUGUAAUCUGGAUCGUUUCUUGAAGUCCACUACUCCAUCAGUUCCCGCUCAGUAUCUCCCAAAGACGAGGUUUAGGGGGUGGAGGACGUAUGAUGUGGAGUACUGGCCUUACUUCACGCUGGGCGACCUAUGGGACUCCUUCAAGGAGUGGAGUGCUUACGGUGCUGGCGUUCCCCUGGUUCUGAAUGACAGCGACUGUGUUGUCCAGUAUUAUGUUCCCUAUUUGUCUGGCAUCCAGUUAUAUGGUGGAGCGACUAGUCUGGAAGUCAGUUCUUGGCGACCCGGGGAGGAGAGUGAUGGUGAUUGUUACAAGGAUUCUAGUAGUGAUGGAAGUAGUGAUUGUGAUAAUGAAAAGGACCUUAAGUAUUCUAGGAAUUGGUAUCGGAACUAUCUUGCUCGCACCUCCAUGCUUAGGAUAGAUAGACUGUCCUUGAGGGAGAAUCAUGCAACUUUGCAAGAAGGGGUUUUAAGUGAUGAUGGUGAAGCUGAAAAUUCUCAAGGUUGCCUGCUGUUUGAAUAUCUUGAACAGGAUUCUCCUUAUAGUCGUGAACCUUUCGCUGACAAGGUCACAGAUCUAGCAUGUUGCUUUCCUGAAUUGAGAACCCUUAAAAGUUGUGAUUUGUUGCCAGCAAGUUGGAUUUCUGUUGCAUGGUACCCUAUAUACCGUAUACCAACCGGACCAACACUAAAAGAUUUGGAUGCCUGCUUCCUAACCUUCCAUGCUCUUUCAACAUCAUUUAGAGGUGCUGGUACCGCUCUUCCUGUCACCACAAAUCUACAUGGGGUUGGUGGUGUUCCAAAGAUCUGUCUUACUGCUUUUGGUCUGUCCUCCUAUAAGUUUAAACCCUCAAUGUGGACAUCUAGUGGAGGAUGUGAGCGCCAACUUGCUAGCUCCCUAUUGCAUGCUGCUGACAGCUGGCUACGCCUUCUUCAUGUUGAUCAUCCAGAUUACCAGUUCUUUGCUUCACAUGGUGCAUUCCAUGGAUAUAAUGCUGAAUCACUUUGAGCUCUUUCUAUUCAACUACUUGAGGAGUCUCAGUUAUUGUUGUUUAGUUACAGUCACACAUCCCGAGAAGUUCUGAUGGCAGGAUCACUGCAUGCAAGUGGUUCUUCCUAUCAGUUUGUUAUCUCCUGGGAAGAAUUUAAAAUAAAAUAAAAACAGGAAAAAUAAUGAAGCAAUAAAGUACAGCUGAAAUACAAGAAAAAAAAAAAAAGCGAAAUAGUCUUGGUUUGAUCUGAUGGAAAGAUGAGAAAAGAAAUAACCACGUGUUAAAGAAUCAGAAAGUGGACAAGGGAGGAAAGAAAAAGGAUAAAAAAUUCAGAUGCUGGAUUGCUCCGCAAAAGAGCAUCUGGAGGAUGGUGACGCAUCUUUUAAUUUCUUUGCCCUUCUCUUUUGCAAUUACCUCAACGAUUGUCAGGUUUUCAUUGUGUCCUGACAGGUUAACACAUCUUUUAAUUUUUUUGGGGUUUUUCUCUAUAUGUUUGAUGAUGUAUUGGUGUAAAAUUCAGAUAAUCUCCCUCUAAAAUCCAGGGACUGAUCAAUCUUGUUGUUGACUUACAGCAUGUUGUAAAUUUUUAUUUCUAGAUACCAGAUGCUAGAAGAAGCUAGUUGAGAUGUUUUAUUUUGUGUUGCCUCUUGCCGAGGAGAUUAUCACUAGUUCUAAAUGCCAAAUAUUAUGAGGAAGUUCUAAAUUU